Messenger RNA from Drosophila obscura, 559 nucleotides. It is a transcript of the gene Cpr49Af, whose product is annotated as endocuticle structural glycoprotein SgAbd-3. Bases 93 to 476 code for a protein of 127 amino acids. Gene Ontology annotation, cellular component: chitin-based extracellular matrix. The transcript is spliced from 2 exons. Gene Ontology annotation, molecular function: structural constituent of chitin-based larval cuticle. Lineage: Eukaryota; Metazoa; Arthropoda; Insecta; Diptera; Drosophilidae. The record is from RefSeq and is a predicted model, not a curated record.
UUACCCACUGGAACUGACAGUCGCCCCGAGACACUUGCUUGGAUUGCUUUCAUCUAGAUUGUCAUCUAUAUACACAUUACCGUUUGAUCGAAAUGAGGACUCUACUGCUGCUCGCUCUGUUCGCGGUCGCUGCAUGGGCUGCUCCGGACACGAGUGACCUGAUCUCCCAGGAAUCCAAUGUGGAAUACAACGGCAAAUAUCACUAUCACUAUGAACUCGCCGAUGGCUCCAAGGCGACACAGGAUGGGCUCCUAAAGACGGUGAAUGCCGAGCACGAUGGCGAGGCGGUCCAUGGCAAGUACUCGUUUGUGUCCGACGAUGGCCAGACCUAUGUGGUGUCCUACACCGCGGACGAGAAUGGAUAUCAUGCGGUGGGUGAUCAUCUGCCCACACCGCCACCCACGCCCCUGUCUGUUCUGAAGACUCUGGAGUACCUCAAGCUGCACCCCUACAAUCCCCCAGAGAAGCAGAACUGAGGAUCCGACCAGGACACAGCACAAAUGUGAUUAGAACCAAAAAAAAAACUGAGAACAAUUAAACAAUACAAUGAUCAACCCAA